This is a messenger RNA of Dunckerocampus dactyliophorus (ringed pipefish), 1640 nucleotides long. Its product is annotated as tubulin alpha chain-like. Lineage: Eukaryota; Metazoa; Chordata; Actinopteri; Syngnathiformes; Syngnathidae. The record is from RefSeq and is a predicted model, not a curated record. Gene Ontology annotation, cellular component: cytoplasm; microtubule. The coding region runs from base 137 to 1486 and encodes 449 amino acids. Gene Ontology annotation, molecular function: structural constituent of cytoskeleton; GTP binding. The transcript has 4 exons. Gene Ontology annotation, biological process: mitotic cell cycle; microtubule cytoskeleton organization.
GUUGAAUAUAGCUUGUAGUCGCUGUCUAUCUGGCAGUUAAACUCACUCGGACCACAUUGAGGACCGCCGUGAGAGGAACCACAGAAAUUAAAGUCAAAAACAGAUUGUGCAAAGGACCCUCAACCUAGCAGGCACUAUGCGCGAAUGCAUCUCAGUCCAUGUAGGCCAGGCUGGUGUCCAGAUGGGGAACACCUGCUGGGAGCUCUACUGUCUGGAACAUGGCAUCCAGCCAGAUGGUCAGAUGCCCUGCCAAAAGUCCAUCGGUGGACAUGACGACUCUUUCACCACCUUCUUCAGCGAGACCGGGGCUGGAAAGUACGUGCCCAGAGCAGUUUUUGUUGAUCUGGAACCCACCGUUGUUGAUGAGGUGCGUACAGGUACAUAUCGCCAACUCUUUCACCCCGAGCAGCUGAUCUCUGGAAAAGAAGAUGCGGCCAACAACUAUGCGCGUGGACACUACACGAUUGGCAGGGAGCUCAUUGACUCUGUCCUCGACAGGAUCCGCAAACUGUCUGAUCAAUGCACUGGUCUCCAAGGCUUCUUGGUCUUCCAUUCCUUUGGUGGAGGCACCGGCUCUGGUUUCACUUCUCUCCUAAUGGAGAGACUGUCUGUUGAUUAUGGUAAAAAGUCCAAGCUCGAGUUUGCUAUCUACCCAGCCCCCCAGGUUUCCACAGCAGUUGUGGAGCCCUACAACUCCAUUCUGACCACUCACACCACCCUGGAGCACUCCGACUGUGCCUUCAUGGUGGACAACGAAGCCAUCUAUGAUAUCUGUCGUAGGAACCUCGAUAUUGAGCGUCCAUCCUACACCAACCUCAACCGGCUUAUCAGUCAGAUAGUGUCAUCUAUCACAGCCUCUCUUCGCUUUGACGGAGCCCUGAAUGUCGACUUGACAGAGUUCCAGACCAACUUGGUGCCCUACCCUCGUAUCCACUUCCCUCUGGCCACAUAUGCCCCAGUCAUUUCCGCUGAGAAAGCCUACCAUGAACAACUCUCUGUGGCUGAAAUCACUAAUGCCUGCUUUGAGCCAUCCAACCAGAUGGUGAAGUGUGAUCCACGUCAUGGCAAAUACAUGGCCUGCUGUCUCCUGUAUCGCGGCGAUGUGGUGCCCAAAGAUGUUAAUGUGGCCAUCGCCAACAUCAAGACCAAACGCACCAUCCAGUUUGUGGACUGGUGUCCCACAGGCUUCAAGGUGGGCAUCAACUACCAGCCUCCAACAGUGGUUCCUGGGGGCGAUCUGGCCAAAGUGCAGAGGGCUGUGUGCAUGCUGAGCAACACCACAGCCAUUGCUGAGGCCUGGGCUCGUUUGGACCACAAGUUUGACCUGAUGUACGCCAAGAGGGCCUUUGUGCACUGGUAUGUGGGGGAGGGAAUGGAGGAGGGAGAGUUCUCCGAGGCCAGAGAGGACAUGGCUGCCCUGGAGAAGGAUUAUGAAGAAGUUGGAAUUGACUCCUUUGAAGAGGAAGAUGAGGGAGAAGAAUAUUAGACUUAUUUGGCUAUCAUUUACUUUCAGGGCCCAAAAUAUCUAUUUAUAAAUAGAUAUCAUUUGUGUCAUUAUGACGGCAGUUGGCAAUAUUGACUUAUGACGAUCGUUUUCAAACUGUCUGUUGGAAUUGUGUUGUGACCCAUUAAAUCUCUAA